AUGGACCGCACGCCCGCGGUCGACGCGGAGCUCGCGCGGCUCCUCUCCAUCGCGGACGCGCGAGACGUCGCGGCGUCGGACGCGGAGACGUCGGCAUCGGGCGCGGACGGCGACGGCGCGCUCUACCUGCGCGAGGUGGCGAAUCGCGCGCGCGCCGCGCACGACGCGGUCCGCGCGCUCGUGGAGUCCGCGCCGUCGUCGUCGUCGAAGCCGCGGGGCCCGCUCGCCAUCCCGCGCGUGCGCUGCGAGACGCUGUCGCUCGCGCGAUUCCGCCGCGACUUCGUGAUCCCGCAGCGACCCGUCAUCAUCGUCGGGCUCGGUCCGCACCUCACGUCGGACGGCGCGAAUGCGAGCGACCUGCGUUGGCUGCGAAAACACGGCGCGUCGAAGAAGGUCGCGGUCUCCGUGGACAACGCACACGUCGCGUCGACGCUGUCGUGCGGCGGCGUGGAGAUCGUAAACCUCGGCGAUCACCUCGACGUGGUCUCGGCGCUGGACGAGGAUCCGCCCGUGAACGAGCGCGACGCGCGGUUCGGGAAGAGGAGAGGCGACGGAUCGUAUCUGUACGACUGCGCCAUCCCGCUGAAGCUGCCGUCGCUGUCGCACGGCGUGCGCGUGCCUCGGUACUUCGCGCACGACUUUUUGCAGCGCACGCGGAUGACGCACGCGUUCAGCGCGUCGUGGCCGAGCCUGUUCGUCGCCGCGCCGCACACGCGGAGCUCGCUCCACGUGGAUCAGUGGAAGGGGAACUUUUGGAUGGCCAUGGUCAAGGGCACGAAGCGGUGGACGCUGUUUCACCGGGAGGACAUUCCGUUCUUGUCCCCGGACUACGGGAGAGGGACGUUGGACCCGGGAUUUCCGAGCUUGGUCGAGCUCGACGCGUCGCGGGUUUCGGCGGCGAACGCGGCGACGACGACGACGCGCCGCGGCGACGGGAUCGGGGAUUCGCAAAAACUCGACGCGGACGCGGCGGCGUCGAGCGCGCGAGAGACGGAAACCACACAUGAAACGCCCGCGUCUCAUCCGUUUCUGGAGUACGCGCGAAGGUGGGACUGCGACCUCGGACCCGGAGAAGUGUUAUUCGUCCCCGGCGGGUGGCCGCACCACGUCCACAACCUAUGCGUCACGGUGUCGUUCGCGGGGAACUUCGUGGACGAGGUGCGUUCUAUACACUGGUCCCCAUACGACCGCGUUGGCGUGGUGAACGCCAGCAAUCUCGACGACGCGCUCUUCGACAUGAAACUUCUCGGGAACAAGUACGGGCCGCAGAUGAUGGCGACGCACGACGCGCUCGACGAGGUGUGGUUCGAUCCGGAGGAUGAAACGCUCGUUGAGGAGACGUUAGAAGCGAAGCAGCUCGUCGUGCGCGUGGAGGAUUACCGCGGCGGCGUCGCGAGUCGGUGGGGGAAGGACGACUGGGACGGGGCGACGUCAGACGACGACGACGACGACGACGACGGCGGCGGCGGCGGCGGCGGCGACGGCGGCUGA
Micromonas pusilla CCMP1545 is the source of this 1491-nucleotide messenger RNA. RefSeq lists its product as uncharacterized. The transcript has 2 exons. Gene Ontology annotation, molecular function: sequence-specific DNA binding; 2-oxoglutarate-dependent dioxygenase activity. Gene Ontology annotation, cellular component: nucleus; cytoplasm. Gene Ontology annotation, biological process: positive regulation of translational termination; protein hydroxylation. The record is from RefSeq and is a predicted model, not a curated record. Bases 1 to 1491 code for a protein of 496 amino acids. NCBI's taxonomy places the organism in Eukaryota, Viridiplantae, Chlorophyta, Mamiellophyceae, Mamiellales, Mamiellaceae.